Messenger RNA from Mya arenaria, 2082 nucleotides. Its product is annotated as 46 kDa FK506-binding nuclear protein-like. The coding region runs from base 43 to 1323 and encodes 426 amino acids. Gene Ontology annotation, molecular function: macrolide binding; peptidyl-prolyl cis-trans isomerase activity. Gene Ontology annotation, cellular component: chromatin; nucleolus. The record is from RefSeq and is a predicted model, not a curated record. NCBI's taxonomy places the organism in Eukaryota, Metazoa, Mollusca, Bivalvia, Myida, Myidae. The transcript is spliced from 13 exons.
GAAAUUUUGAAGGAACAAUUUUCGGCUCCGCAUGUGUAACAAAUGGUUAUUUUAAAAGAAGCUGAAAACAUGUUUUGGGCGCUAGUGCUUGAAUCAGGGCAAAGAUACAGUCAAACUGUGGAGAAAGGUUUCCACAUAAGCAUGGCGGCUCUCGAAUUGUCUAAUGAUGCAGAUGAGCAGAAGAAGAAGGGCCACAUCUCUGUGAUGGGAGCAUCGGACAAGGGGGAGUUCCUUCUCUGCUCUCUCAAUCACAAGUCUGUCUUCCAGCAGGCCCUGGACCUCAACUUUAAUGAGGGAGAAAAUGUCACCUUCUUCAUUAAUGGACAUGGCACCAUUCACUUGACGGGCUAUCAGCUGGAUGAGGAUGAAGAUUUUGAUGCAGAAGACUUGCUGGCCUCCGACUUGGAGGAGGAGGAGGAGGAUGUGUCAGACAGCGAUGAUGAAGCUCCAGAACUGGUGGAAGGGAAGAGGAAAAAGAAGCCUGACAUCACAAUGGCGAAGAAAAAGAUGAAGUGGCUUACACCGGAGGACAAUGUUAGUGAUGACAGUGAUAAAGAUAGUGAUGAGGAGCUGGAUGAUGAUGAUGAUGGCGAUGACGAUGAUGACUUCUUGAAUGAUGAAUCAUUCUUGGACAUGGAGGCCGAGGAGGGGGACAGUGAUGAGGAGGAGGAAUCAGAGGAGGAAGAGGUGACUCCAGCAAAGAAGAAGAAAGAACAGCAGAAAACACCUAAAGACAAGAAGGAUAAAAAGACUCCCGGAAAGGAAACGCCGAAGAAUAAGAGCAAGGAAGAACAGAAGACCCCCACUGUGACCCCCGGGGGAGAUGCUGAAACAACAUCCGCCAAGAAGAAGAAGAAGAAAAAGAAGAACAAGCAGGCAGGAGAAACUCCGAAGGCAAAUGGAGAGGGUGGACAAGCACAGACUCCAAAGUUAGAUCAGAGCCAGAGCAAAACCCCGAAGUCAAAGGAGCAGUCGAAGACUCCGAAGAAGCAAGUGUUAGCAGGAGGAACCAUAAUGGAGGAGAUCAGGGUGGGAGAUGGACCAGCAGUUAAGAAGGGGAAAAUGGCCCAUAUGUACUACGUUGGGAAGCUGCAGAAGGAUGGUCGCCAGUUUGACUCCUGUCUCCAUGGCAAGCCGUUCCGCUUCCGACUGGGCAAAGGGGAGGUAAUCAAGGGCUGGGACGUUGGUGUGGAUGGUAUGAAGAUUGGAGGAAAGCGAAGACUGACAGUCCCCCCUCAGGCUGGGUAUGGCAAUCAGAGGUCAGGCCCCAUUCCACCAAACAGCACGCUUGUGUUUGAAGUGGAGUUGAAAAACGUCAGUUGAAAUGCCUGCCCCACUCAACUCAGCAGAUACAGUACCAGUGACAGGGAUCCAUAAAGUGCAUUGUACACUCAACACAUCUACAGCUAAAGUUUUAACUUGCAAGACUGGCUCUUGUUUAUCUUAUCUUUUAUAACUGGGAGUGGUAUUAUUCACAUCAUAAGAAACUUUAAGGAUUGAGUUUUUAUCACUCACUUGUUAUGAAACUUCGAAUGCACUUUUUACUGUUUCUUUUUUGUUUUUCACUUUGUUUAAAGCAAUUAAAACAUGGCAUUCAAAAUAUUUAAGUGCAGGUGAAUCUGUACUCUAAACACAUGUAAUAAGCUUACAGUUAUGAGGUACUUUUGUUAAUUAUUUUGUGGCAUUAAUUCUCGUUGAUGUAUAUUGUAUUACAUGUAUAUUUAGUGUAUCAUUUACCCAAAUGACAUGCAAACAGAAGCAUAACAGUAUGUGAUCAUGCAGUCAUGAAUUUGCCCGUAGUUGUAGGAGAUAUUAAAUGGUUCGCCACUGAGCUUGGGCAAACAUGUAUAAAACACACAACAAUAGGUGAUAUUAAUUUGAUGUAAUACCUGUACAAGUAAAAUUUAUUUUUUAGUUCAUGUUAAACAAAACAUUGAAUAAUGGUAGUGUUUUUCAUUGGUAUUGGUUUCUUUCUUUGAGAAAUUUUAAGUAUAACAGUACUAAUUCAUUGUAAAAAUUAUGUUUUAUAAAUGAGUAUGUGUAUAUUUUUCAAUGAUAUCACAAUAAAGGAAAAAAAGUUUA